Messenger RNA from Durusdinium trenchii, 1191 nucleotides. The record is from the annotation of a GenBank genome assembly. NCBI's taxonomy places the organism in Eukaryota, Dinophyceae, Suessiales, Symbiodiniaceae.
AUGCUGGCGAAGGACAAUACGUCAUUGUGCCGGCGGUGCUUCUAUUGCAAGCGUGGAAGCUGUGACAACAUGAGCGUCUCAGAACUCCUUUCGAAUCUUGCCAGUUGCCCUGCCUUUGAAGACAAGUUUAUGCGCAUGCGAGCUGCAGCCACCACCUUCCAGAUCUCACACCCAGGCAAGAAGUACCGCCACGAGAAACCAGACCUGAAAGUCCUACUGGAGAAGAAGGAGGAGGACUACAUCGACGUGUCCGAGGUCCUCACAUGGUAUUCUCUGAAGCGCUUCUGUGAUGACCGGUUCAAGGACGUCCGCUUCAAGAACGAUGCUCAACGAAAGGCCUUUCUUCUGAAGAAAGGCAUUAAACUUCAACGUGAUGAGCAAGGUGUUGAUGGCGUUGCUGUCCCGAAGUCUGGUGGUGGAGGGGAUGAGAAAGAGAUCAAGGUUGGCCGCCGCUUGGCCGCCGCAAAAAUCAAGCAGCAAGAUUUUGGAGAGGCGCCUGACCGAGAUCAACUCUCUGCCAUGCAGGCAAAGAAUGCUGCCGGUCUCAGUGAGGAGUUGCAAGCGGCGCUUGGUCAGGAUGAGAUGGAUGACAAUGCCGGUGACUCCGAGGAUGAGGAUGCUGCCAGCUCUGCUUCGAGUGCCUUUGGCUUGGGUCUUGAGAAGGCAGCCCCGAAGCGGCGCUUUCCAAAGAAAGCGACUCCUACCCCUCAGGAUGUCAAGGCGUCUCAGGUUCAUGGAGCUCCCAACGGUCCGAACUCGAAUGAGAAGAAGAAGGACCCCAAAGUCCAGUCUGCUUUGAAUGCUGCUGAUCGAGCCCUCAAGUCUUUGCAGCAGGUUGAUGCGCUAGCUCUUUGGAAGGGCACCCUGAAAGAGUCUGAAAUUCGGGCCCGUGUGUUCAAGGCGUCCUCAUCCAUCGUGGAGCUGGAGCAGAUAGAAUCAUGCCUCACAGAUUCAAAGCCCAAGAGUGAGAUCAGGUCGGUCGUGGACACAUUGAACCCGCUGGUUUCUCAAGUACCAGUGCUUCAGGAUGCCUUUGCAAAGCUUCGUGCCAACACCAAGAGUUUGAUGGAGUCCUUGGCUGACAAAACCUUCCAGAAAGACUUGGAGGAGGCCUUGAAGUCCAACUUGAUGAAUGCGGAGACGUUGUCUGGGAUUUUGCUGCACUUGGGGCAGAAGACCAUGGAGGCUUGA